UGUGAGCACGGAUUAGGAGAGAAAACACAUUAGGCAGGCAGAAUGCAACCGACGUCAUGACAUCACGAAUAUUUUCAUUUACGCAUGAUGUCAUCUAGCGACAUUUAGCGACUUUUUGGGCAGGCUUUAGCUACUUUCCUUUGAAAAUAGUUGGAAACAGUGGUGCUAUUAAUCUUUGCAUUGCAGUUGUUGGCCUGUCUGACCAGAAAUAAACCCGAAAACGUCACCUUUUCACAGUUAUAUCUGCAGAAAUGGCUGAUUCACAGGACGACAAGCUCUACAAAGCCGAAUAUGCGAAAAGUGGACGCGCCUCUUGCAAGUUAUGCAAAGAAAACAUUGCUAAGGACUCGCUGAGAAUGGCCAUUAUUGUGCAGUCUCCCAUGUUUGAUGGCAAAGUGCCUCACUGGCACCAUUUUUCCUGCUUUUGGUUCCGGGCUGCAGUAAAGUCACCCUCUGACAUAUCCGGAUUCACUGACCUGCGCUGGGAUGACCAGGAGAAAGUGAAGAAAGCCAUUAAGAGCGGUUCACAGAAUAAGAAGCUCUACAAAGCCGAAUAUGCGAAAAGUAGACGCACAUCUUGCAUGUUAUGCCAAGAAAACAUUGCUAAGGACUUGCUGAGAAUGGCCAUUAUGGUGCAGUCUCCCAUGUUUGAUGGCAAAGUUCCUCACUGGCACCAUUUUUCCUGCUUUUGGCUCCGGGCUGCAGUAAAGUCACCCUCUGACAUAUCCGGACUUACUGACCUGUGCUGGGAUGACCAGGAGAAAGUGAAGAAAGCCAUUGAGAGCGGAGGUGCUACUGGAGGUGAUUUGUUAAAAUAAUGUUCCUUUUGAACUAAGCACUGAUUUUGUUUUGUUUUUUUGAUUUGCCAUAUGGGCUGCAAAGCAGUUAGGCUUAAGUCACUAAGUCUUAAAUUAACUUUAGCAACUUUAGCCACUUAAAAUUAUGAUGUGAAACAUCAAACUUGGAUUCACUGUAACUUGAGUUGAGACACUGCCUUCAUCUUCAAAAGGAUACCUCAAAUAUCAUAUAAAAUCCUCAUAUGGACUUGCAGAAUUGUUCCUUAUUCCUGCCAUGACAGCAUAAAAUACUUCAUAUGUACAAAUUGUGCACAAACUGUCUAUUCGUUGUAAGUUUCAUGAUCACUACAAUUAUUUUGUACCGCACAAGAAUAAUAAAGAAGACAAGAAAAUGUAAAAUAUUUGUUUUUUAAAGUUAAAAUAUAGUUUUAUAAGUUAAUCAUCUAUAUUUUAUUCUUUACUUUUUCUGCAUUUACAUCAGAGGUUUGUUUCUGAUUUUCACUUAGAUGUAAAUACCAUUUAAAAUGUAAUUUUGUGUAACAGCCAUUUUAUAUUGCCUUGGAUCUGAACUGUAGUUAGUAAUGAAGAAAUGGAUUCUGGAAUACACUGCCGCUUCAAUAUAUAUUAAUCAAGUUAUUAAUCAACAUUUAUAUUUCUGUUAAAUUAUCUGAAUGACUUUUUCAAUGUAUGUUAAAGCAUUUAUUUUCCUUUUCAAACACUAGAAAAUAAGUUUGAAUAUUGUCUGUACCUCUCACUGAGAGAAAAGUACAUGUUAUCAGUAUGUUUUGGGAAAGAGCAGAGCUCAGAUCAACUUCAGCCUUGACGAAGCUGUGAAUCACGUGUAUCUUUGUAUGUGCGCUAAGUGUUCUGUGCAGGUCCUUUGUACUGGACAAAUGGCACUCUGCUUAAGACCAGCAGACGCCAUGUCAUGAACCCAUAAGGACAUCCAGUACCUAAAUCCAGAAUCCCCUCGUCAGCAUCGUGACGAAUGGAGAUAUGCUUCUGACUAUCUGUCCAUCAUGCGUGAAAGAUUACUAAAUUUGUCUAUUUUCCUUAGCCAAUCAGAAUCAAAUCACCUGAAGUAAUGACGUAGUUAGUAGACUUUGUUAGAGUAUAAUUGUUAUGGAAAUGUGAAUGUACGCAGAGCGGCCUACGAACUCCUUGUGAGACUUGAA
This is a messenger RNA of Megalobrama amblycephala (Wuchang bream), 1972 nucleotides long. RefSeq names its product poly [ADP-ribose] polymerase 1-like. Bases 252 to 818 code for a protein of 188 amino acids. Gene Ontology annotation, molecular function: polynucleotide 3'-phosphatase activity; ATP-dependent polydeoxyribonucleotide 5'-hydroxyl-kinase activity; double-stranded DNA binding. The transcript has 3 exons. The record is from RefSeq and is a predicted model, not a curated record. NCBI's taxonomy places the organism in Eukaryota, Metazoa, Chordata, Actinopteri, Cypriniformes, Xenocyprididae. Gene Ontology annotation, biological process: DNA repair.